AUGGGUUCCGACGUGCGGGACCUGAACGCGCUGCUGCCCGCGGUGUCAUCGCUGGGCGGCGGCGGCGGCGGCUGCGGGCUCCCUGUGAGCGGCGCUGCGCAGUGGGCGCCCGUGCUGGACUUCGCGCCUCCGGGCGCCUCGGCUUACGGGUCGUUGGGCGGUCCCGCACCUCCUCCCGCUCCGCCGCCGCCUCCACCGCCACCCCACUCCUUCAUCAAACAGGAGCCCAGCUGGGGUGGCGCGGAGCCGCACGAGGAGCAGUGCCUGAGCGCCUUCACCUUGCACUUCUCCGGCCAGUUCACCGGUACAGCUGGGGCCUGUCGCUAUGGACCCUUCGGUCCUCCCCCGCCCAGCCAGGCGUCCUCGGGCCAGGCCAGGAUGUUCCCUAAUGCGCCCUACCUGCCCAGCUGCCUGGAGAGCCAGCCUACCAUCCGCAACCAAGGAUACAGCACGGUCACUUUCGACGGGGCGCCCAGCUAUGGCCACACGCCCUCGCAUCAUGCAGCGCAGUUCCCCAACCAUUCCUUCAAACACGAGGACCCUAUGGGCCAGCAGGGCUCGCUGGGCGAGCAGCAGUACUCCGUGCCACCUCCGGUGUAUGGCUGCCACACCCCUACUGACAGUUGCACAGGCAGCCAGGCCCUGCUCCUGAGGACGCCCUACAGCAGCCACGGCACAGGGUACGAGAGUGAGAACCACACAGCCCCCAUCCUCUGUGGUGCCCAGUACAGGAUACAUACCCACGGGGUCUUCCGAGGCAUUCAGGAUGUGCGGCGUGUAUCUGGAGUGGCCCCAACUCUUGUCCGGUCAGCAUCUGAAACCAGUGAGAAACGUCCUUUCAUGUGUGCAUACCCAGGCUGCAAUAAGAGAUAUUUUAAGCUGUCCCACUUACAGAUGCACAGCCGGAAGCACACUGGUGAGAAACCAUACCAGUGUGACUUCAAGGACUGCGAGAGAAGGUUUUCUCGCUCAGACCAGCUCAAAAGGCACCAAAGGAGACACACAGGUGUGAAACCAUUCCAGUGUAAAACUUGUCAGCGAAAGUUUUCCCGGUCCGACCAUCUGAAGACCCACACCAGGACUCAUACAGGUAAAACAAGUGAAAAGCCCUUCAGCUGUCGGUGGCACAGUUGUCAGAAAAAGUUUGCGCGCUCAGACGAAUUAGUCCGCCAUCACAACAUGCACCAGAGAAACAUGACCAAACUCCAGCUGGCGCUUUGAGGGGUCCGACAUGGAGACAAUCCAGCAUCCCAGGCAGGAAAGUGUGCAAACUGCUUCCAAAUCCGAUUUUGAAAUUCCCCCCACUCACCUAUCAAAGGACACGACGGUGGAUCUACAUCCUAAUUCCAAGACAGCACACCUGAUUGACUGCAUCCUAUCAGGUUUGCCGGAAGGAGUCAGUGCUCCGCCCACUCUUGAUUAACUCACAGGCCUGGAAAAAAGUGGCUCAUGGUGUCUAGAAAGUCCAUUGCCAUUGUCUGAACUUUUUCCCGUUAGAAGAACCAUUGUUGAUAAUGCCCCUCCAUUUUCCUCUUCUUUGUGAUCAUUUCGCCAGGAUUAGAGAGACUGUUACAUUUCCUUCCAUGGGAUAUUUAUCGGCCAGGGCAUGUGUAUGUGCCUGCUAAUGUAAACUCUGUCAUGGUUCCCAUUUACUAACAGCCCUAGAAAGAAAUAAAUCAGAGAGCAAGGCACUAGGGGCAAGAACCGUGCGGGAUUUCAGAGGUCCGGCUGCAAACCUGGAAACCUGGAAGACCGGAUGUAAUUCUCCAGGUGACUGUUAAAGCUCAUAGGUUUCGAGUAACUGCAUAGUAGAUUGGCAUUAACUAGAACCCCUGUAUAGUUAGG
Messenger RNA from Mus pahari (shrew mouse), 1845 nucleotides. It is a transcript of the gene Wt1, whose product is annotated as WT1 transcription factor. The record is from RefSeq and is a predicted model, not a curated record. Bases 1 to 1221 code for a protein of 406 amino acids. Gene Ontology annotation, molecular function: DNA-binding transcription factor activity, RNA polymerase II-specific; RNA polymerase II cis-regulatory region sequence-specific DNA binding. NCBI's taxonomy places the organism in Eukaryota, Metazoa, Chordata, Mammalia, Rodentia, Muridae. The transcript is spliced from 8 exons. Gene Ontology annotation, cellular component: nucleus. Gene Ontology annotation, biological process: regulation of transcription by RNA polymerase II.